Molecule: messenger RNA, 5585 nt
Organism: Pleuronectes platessa (European plaice)
Lineage: Eukaryota; Metazoa; Chordata; Actinopteri; Pleuronectiformes; Pleuronectidae
Exons: 4
Coding region: 153-1181 (342 amino acids)
Biological process (GO): G protein-coupled receptor signaling pathway
Cellular component (GO): membrane
Molecular function (GO): G protein-coupled receptor activity; oxysterol binding
Source: RefSeq, a predicted model, not a curated record
CUUUGACAGAGGUAUGAUGUCAGAAAGGAGAGGUGGGAUUUGAACACUUCACACAACUUCUUCAGAGGGAUUUAAAGUCUCACUGUUCACUUUAAAACCAGAAGACACUGCAGCACUCACAGUAAACGCAUCUCUUCCUGCUGACAGGUGGGAUGGCUGCUGAUAACAUCACCCAGAUCUCUGCCUCCAACUCCCUGAACCGGAGCGGCUGCGACGUGUUUGUGUACCAGAGAGCAGCGGUGGUCCUUUUCCCCAUUUUCUAUUCUGUGGUUUUCCUGAUCAGCGUGUGCGGCAACAGCCUGGUUCUCUAUGUGAUCUGCCAGAGGAAGCACAAGUUCAACUCCACCUCCAUCUACCUGGUCAACCUCGCGCUCUCCGACACCCUCUUCACACUGGCGCUGCCAGGCAGGAUCACUUACUACAUCCGUCACUUUGACUGGCCCUUCGGGGACUUUCUCUGCCGACUGACCACGCUUCUCUUCUUCGCAAACACCUAUGCAGGUAUUGGUUUCAUGACCUGCAUCAGCUUGGACAGGUAUCUGGCCAUGGUGCAUCCUCACCAGCUGCAGUGUUUACGCAGCGCGAGGGUGGUCCGCAGGGUCUGCUGCCUGGUCUGGGCUCUGGUCUCUCUGCAGACAGCUCCCCUGAUGUUCCGCAGCCUGCUGCGCGAGCACCAGGGGAGACGAACCUGCAUGGAGUACUUCACCUUCGAAGGCUCCAGCUCCACUCCUUAUCUCCUGCUCCUGGCCUGCGCCGUCUCCUUCUGCUGCCCCCUCGCCAUCAUCCUGGGCUGCUACGCCAAGAUCAACCUGAAGCUUCGAGCGGCGGCCAGGCAGAGCACGGUGACCGGCCGAUCAAGGAGGAACCACAGGGCCAACACCAUCAUCCUCGUCAUCCUCCUCACCUUCAUCACGUGCUUCAGCCCGUACCACCUCAACGUCAUGCAGUUCAUGUCCAGAACGAUCAACCACCAGCCGAGCUGUGAGGAACUGAGGGCCUUUAAGAUCUCCUUACAGAUGACGGUUUCACUGAUGAAUCUCAACUGCUGCUUGGAUCCAGUCAUCUACUUCUUUGCCAUCAAGACCUACAAGAAGCGGGUGAUGAGUCUCUUUAAGGACUAUCUUUAUACUUCCGGUGCCUCCACAAAAAUGACUGCUGAAAACAGCAGCAGCAACACCUGAACGAAACCACAGCCGGGUGCUAUAGAGAUGUGCCAACAAACAGUGUCACAGAGAAGAUUCUCGUUUACUCUGCUACUCUCGUUUUCACACUUUGGAAAUAACAGUUGCGCAUGUAAAUAUGUGUAGUAGAAAAAAACAGAAGAGACAAAAAAAAAACGUAUGAGCCAAAUGAUGUUUGUUUGAGAAUUCUGUAAGAAAUGUAUCGUUUAUCGAUUGCUUUUUCCUUUUCAUAUGAUCUUAUUCUUGUUUUUCUUACUCAGUGGUAAUAUAGGGCAGCAAAAAAAAGUUUUGAUAAGCAAAGUUUGUGUGAUAAAGACCUCUUUUCUUGUGCGUGUGUUUUCCAAACCAUGAUUAAUACGUUUACUUUUUUUCUCUUUAUAAAAACGUUGUGGUCAUUAAUGCACAGCAGCUGCUUUCACUUCCUUCAUGAAGAAAAACGAAUACGUGAAGUGGAGUGUGUAAUUGAAUAUAAAUUUACUUUAUAAACUGCACACUUAUGAACGUAAUCUGCUCUCCUACAAUCAAGAAUUUUAUAAGAACAAGAUUUGAACUGUUUACAUUCUGCGAGAAGUUUGCCAGAAUGAGAACACAUCUCUCUUUCUACAGCCACAUCUGAUGUGUGUGUGGGAGUGUGUCGAUAAAUACCAACACCACUUCCUCACCCACCUUUCCUGCUCCCUCUCAUAGGCCUCACUCCUCCUGGCUCCCGCGCCUUGUGGUAGAGCUGUUGCUUAAAGUGUGUGUGUGUGUGGGUGCGUGUGUGUGUGUGGUUGAGCAGGUGCAGGUGCAGGUUGUCUGUUUAUAGUGCAGAUUUCAGCAUUUAAAUUUAACUUCUAUCGUUUCCUGAGUUUCUGGAAAUACUCCCUAUGAUCUUGCAGAAGCAGAAAGGAUUGUGCAUAAAUAGAGCGUCAUGAAGUCGUGUUAAACUGGUUUGAGUGAUAACUGGUGUGUGUUGACGCCAUUGGGCAAUUCAUUUGUCAAGAGCCUGAUCACAAAGACGAGUGAACCCAAGGUCCUUAAAUGUCACUUAUUAAGUCAAUAAGAGAUAAUACUAUAGGAGAGCGGAUGAAAUCUACUAAUACUACUACUACUAGCUGUAAAGGACCCCUGAUUAACUUCGAUUAUAAGUUUCAUCUUAAAAAAAGAUCUGCUUGAUAGUUUAUUGAAUCUAAUUUAGUUUAGAGAUGUUCUGUAUUUUUUCUUCUGUCAAAUUCAAUUCUGCGUUAAAUUGUGUCUUCGUGGCUGCAGGUAGAGAAAGUAUGGAUUUUGGUCUCCGCCAAGGAGGUUACAUUUUCAACCCAGUCUGUUUGUACAUUGAUUGGUUUGCAUGUUUAAUUUGUAAAUAUGGAGCUGAUGAAGAUUACGCAAAAGUUACUGGACGGAUUACAACGUUACUUGGUGGAGGGACGUGUACGAUUUAGGUGAAAGGGAUGUACUGCCAGAAAUACAAACAUAAAAUAAUCCUAGGGAUGUUUUUACUAGUGUGUGAUCAUCUCAAUUGUUUUCUUAACUCUAAAAUCAACUCUUAAUAUUUACAUCAGAAGCGGGUCCUCUCUACGGAGGCCGCCAUGUUUUUUACAGCAGCCCAGACUGGACAAACUAAAAACCUUUUUCAGUUUUUAUGACAAUUUUAGGCUGUCACAGGUUCUCUCUGAUGUUUGGAAGGGAAGGGUGAGGUGAGGGGUAUUCAGCUGCAACAGGCAACUCCCACACCGGAUGUCACUAAAUCCUGCAGACUGAAUGUUGCAUUUCCUCAAUUUCUCAAUUCAAGGAUCUUUAUGAAAAGAAUCAAGCACAUUUAUGUACUGAUAUUUACGAGUGAUGCAAUUUGAUGCAAUAUAAGUAUCAAAGAUCUGUCAUAUAAGAGUAAAGAGCGCUUCUUGUGGUGUUGCUACUUUUACCUUCGGUAAACCAAUCUAUCUGAUAAUAAUCACUUGUUAUCACAACACCUCUAGCCACUACUUCUACUGUAUGUGCAAUAAACUGUUCGUUUUUUUAUAUCUAAUUAUAUACAUUUUAAAUAUUAGAUUUGACUCUUUAGCAUAUUUAAAAUAACACAAAAUUUAGAUUCAGAUGAUAAAAAUGCACUUCUCCUUUAGCUAUUGUAUCUGAUAGAGUUACAUUGUGGUCGGUUGAAGGUGUAGCCGCAGGUCAAAAAGACAGAUAAUCGCUGAGGCUUUAGAGUUUGUCUUCAGAAAUGUCUUGAUUUAAAAGAGAAUUUGCUGCCAUUAAGUGACUGACUGAUUGCAGCACAAGUCUUCAUGUUCACUAAACAGGUGUCAAAUACAAACCUUUGACCUCGUCCCCUCCUCUGUUUACCCCUCUCUGGGUGAUCCUCGAACAGCUGCAGUACACCUCUCUGACCAGAAGAGAGAACUGUUCGUCUGGGAGGAGGUGGUUUUAUAUGAUAAUCAUUAAAAAAGUUAUUGAGGAAAGACGAUGUAUGGUAUUUCAAAUUCACUCACUAAUAAACCUUUAAUUUUACUUUAGGGCUAAAGAACAAUUUAGAACUCAUUUGGCUUAAAUCUAUGAACUUCUUAUGAAGUGGCAACAGCAGCACUAAAUGGAAUAACGGCCACAUGCCAGUGAUUACAACACACCCACUGCUGUACGUGCAGCCAGUUCCCACUGACCCGCUGUGAGAGGUCACUGCAGUCACUUGAACUCAAACAGUUACACUGCAACUGUUUGGGGUUCACACACCAACACAAUGGAUGUUGUAAUCAAAGCAUGAUCAUGAUUUUAAAGUGCUGACAUCUACAGGGCCUCACAUCUGUUUAGCACAAGGCAAAGUUCAACCAACAAAGCCAAAUACCUAGAGCUUAACAAGACUUCAAGUAAAAGAUGAAGUUAAAUAUAAACGGAUUAUUUUAUUAAUUAUUAUAAAAAGGUUGUUCAUAUAAUUUAUGGUUGUUUAAAGUGAUGUUUGAUUUAGUCUGUAAUUGGAUCUUCUGUGUCAUAAAAAAACUUGCAGUAGAAAUUAAAGUUAGCCGUAAGAUGUAAAUUUUUCUGACACAACAUGUUUUUUCUAGAGAUAAAAAGCAGCCGCAGAAGUUUCCUGUACCUCUUAUGCAAUCUAAUCCGAACAGCUUAUUGAAAAAAAACAGAGAGGGCAGCAAUCUUGUAGCAAACUUAUACUUGUACCAUGUUUAGCAGCAGUUGGAUCACUUAUAAUAUGAAACUAGAUAUACAGCUGACAUACAGUACAGGGUAAAGUCUUGAAGUGUGUCUUUGACUUGAAGUCCUGUAGACUACAUCAUGUUAUUGUUUUUUCUCUUUGUCCCGGAAUCUGACGUUUGAAAUAUCAACUUCAUUUUACAUGUUUUGUUAUUGUUGCAACAUGGCUAACCUAAUUGGGAAAUAGAUAUUAAAUGUAAACUCAAAGUCACUCACUCACUCAUCACUCAUCGUCAUCCGCUUAUCCGGGGUCGGGUCGCGGGGGGAGCAGCUCAAGCAGGGGGCCCCAGACUUCCCUUUCCCGGGCCACAUUGACCAGCUCUGACGGGGGGAUCCCGAGGCGUUCCCAGGCCAGUGUUGAGAUAUAAUCUCUCCACCUAGUCCUGGGUCUUCCCCGAGGUCUCCUCCCCACUGGACGUGCCUGAAAAACCUCCCAAGGGAGGCGCCCAGUGGGCAUCCUUACCAGAUGCCCGAACCACCUCACCUCAGCUCAAAGUCAUGAAAGAGAACUUUUAGCCUAAAUGCAUUGGGGGCAUCAUCAUAACACUACUUCAGAAUAUUUUACAUUCAUCCACCUCCCAGAUAAAAAACAAGUGAGAUCAGUGAUAUGAUAACAUACCCCACAAUAGAGCAGUUGAUGUUUAAUCAGGUAAUUUCCUUUCUGAAGAUUUGAUCUCAAAGCCUUCUCUGAACAGGAUGUACCAACAUUGGUGUCAAACGUUUUUUUUUCUGAGAAAUGACAGUUUUUUUUUCAAAAAACCAACCUUCAGUCUUUAGUUCCUGUAUUAUUAUCAUUAUCGAGACUGGGGUCAUUGUGUUUGGACACCCUGAACUGCUGGACCCUCAACUGGCUUUUGGUUCACUUUUUUAAUCUCUUAAUGGACUGGUACCGCCUUAACUAGCUCAAUGUCUCCAUAUGAGAUCAGACCAGUCAGCUGCCCCUGGACUCGCCUAAAAUGAGGCUCAUAACCAGAGAAGACGAGUGGAACAGCUCACCACUCCAUUUUCCAUCUGCCCCCACUCUAUCACACAUCAUUGAUAAAAAUCUAUUUUCUUUGGCCUUCUAUUCGAGUUGGAAACUUUUUUUUCCCUGCAGAGUUUAUUACAUUUGAUUCAUUUUCCUUUUAUUUUGACCAUCGGUAUUUUGAUGUAUUGCGCGGGGCUGUUUUCUUGUUGUUCCUCUUAGUUGUUCUAAAUGUGCUAUAUAAAUAAAAUUGACAUUAUUAA